AACGACACGCGGAGGGGUGCGUCUGACAGGGCUUUUGUUGGUCAGCCAGCUCUGAAGAUCCUGCGGCGCGUUUUGAAGGAUGGGUUAUUUCUGGCAACAAACAACACUUCUCAAGCAGUGAGCCCAGCCUCGGCCCUGAUGCGUGGAGCCGCAACCCUCCAUGCUUCUACUCUACUGCAUCGAAGAGCAUGGGUUCGGACGCAGGAUUGCCGGAUGACUCCGGCAAGAGAAGCAGGACUCACGGGGACACCUCCGCCAUCCAACCGACUUCUGUCCCCUCCGCAUCUAUUCUUCCGUUUGACUCGGAUCCUCGAGGCAUCUGAAUUGCCGUCUACUGCUGCUGCUCUUCCGGGCAAAGAAAGACGACGCAAUCUAUGCAAGCAACGUCCACCAUUAAGGAUAUCGAUCCAAACUUGCAAUUGAUGUGUCUUGACCACUGCCGUGUCUUGCCGUUCCCGAAAAUGUCCUCUUUUCACCCGUGUCUGACAACCAGCAAAGCGUCCAACGAUAACCCGGU
Aplosporella prunicola CBS 121167 is the source of this 517-nucleotide messenger RNA. RefSeq lists its product as uncharacterized. Bases 139 to 423 code for a protein of 94 amino acids. NCBI's taxonomy places the organism in Eukaryota, Fungi, Ascomycota, Dothideomycetes, Botryosphaeriales, Aplosporellaceae. The transcript has a single exon. The record is from RefSeq and is a predicted model, not a curated record.